Molecule: messenger RNA, 1384 nt
Organism: Caenorhabditis elegans
Lineage: Eukaryota; Metazoa; Nematoda; Chromadorea; Rhabditida; Rhabditidae
Gene: K07A12.5
Product: Pre-mRNA-splicing factor SYF2
Exons: 9
Coding region: 131-1342 (403 amino acids)
Source: RefSeq, marked reviewed
CCACGUUUUCGGUGUAAAUUUUAUUUAUUUUCGCGUGAAGUCGAUAAAUAAACUUCCAUUUAAUCCUUCUAUUCACGUCUAAGUAUUCACACGCAUCAUUUCACAAGUGCUCGAGUCAAAAAUAGCGAGCAUGAAUUUCUCUGGUUUAAAAAGUAAACUCCAAAAGCUCAGUUUAUCACCAUCGCCUGAUAAACAGAAAUCUGAUUAUGAAAAGAAACAGGCGAAGAAGAUGAGCUACAAAAAGAAGAUGCAGCAGCGGUAUAAACUGAGUGAUGAUCAGUAUGAAACUCACAAGAAGGAUGCUCAGAAACAACUGAAAAAUUGGGAAGAAUUUCGAAAGGAGCAAGUAGUUGAAAUCUUUCAUACGCAGUCUCAAUACGUUUCGAAAUCGAAAAAUUCAGACGUGCGCCAUCCAAAGAUGCAACGAGCCAAUACGGUUGUCAAUCGUCAAGGAGUGAAAGUUGAUGUAGAAUUUGGACGAUUGAAAGAAUACUACUUAUCCACUUUGGCUCCACAAAAAAAGUUUGUGUCGAUUCGUGAUCACGCAGCUCGUGAAAAGGAACUGGACGCUCUUCGUAAGAAACAGAAAAUCAGUUUGGAGCAAAGGAAAGAUAAACAGGACAACAUAAAAAAGUCCCAAGCAGAGUACGAUCAGAUGAAAAGCUUAUACGCUGCCCCUGUCGAUCCCAAGCAAACAAAAGUGGAAACAAUGGAGCAAAAAGAAGUUUUAGAGCCAACAGCCCCGAUGGAGAAAUUCGUUGUGAAUACCACUGACGACAAAAGAGCCCUGUUCCCAGCCAGUUGGUAUCAACAACCGAUUUCCCGUUCGCAAUUGAAGAAAGGAAAGAUGAUUUAUUGGAUGGCAAAAGACGAAGAAGAGGAUAUGACGUUGGACGAUGAUCCAGAGGGAAAGUACACGGUUACUGCUGAAAAGUUGAUUGAGACAAUGACUGCUGGGGGGAAAGUUAAACAUGCUGGAAUAACAGAACCACCUAGCAACACAGCAAACACCAUCAUGUCCGAGUCCUUGGCAUCAAUUAAUGCGAGAUACAAGAAGAGUUGUGAAAGAAAUGCUGUUUUCAUGAAUACCUUGCACGGUACUAUUGAAUUCAACAAGAAACAAGUAUCUGUAGAUAAAACCCUCUCUACAAGUUCAAUAAGCCAGGAUGAUGCGACCGACGCUCCGAAUCAAAUCAUUUUUGCUCCAACAAUCACUUCUCAUGUUUUCAAAGGCCGAUCUCUGAAAAGACAGUAUGCAGUGAAAAAUAAGGCACUUGAAACUUUUGAGGAAGAUCGGAAGGAUUACACUCGAGAGGCUGGAGAAGAAACUAGUGGAUUGUAAUUUUUUGUAUUGAACUAGAAAAAUAAAGCCUUAAUUUCUUUU